This is a messenger RNA of Sphenostylis stenocarpa, 2112 nucleotides long. The record is from the annotation of a GenBank genome assembly. Lineage: Eukaryota; Viridiplantae; Streptophyta; Magnoliopsida; Fabales; Fabaceae.
AUGAAAAGGAGGGAGCUUUUAGUCAAGCUAUUGGAGACUUGCUGCAGUAAGAUAUCAACUACACAGUUGCACUCACAGUGUUUGAAAGUGGGUCUUGCCCAUGAUAGUUUCAUUGUUACCAAGCUUAACGUGCAUUAUGCUAGAUAUGCAUCACUUUGUCAUGCCCAUAAGCUGUUUGAAGAAACACCUUGUAAAACUGUCUAUCUAUGGAAUGCUUUGCUUAGGAACUAUAUUUUGGAGGGAAAAUGGAUAGAGACGCUAUCUCUGUUCCAUCAAAUGAGUGCCGAUGCAGUGUCAAUUGAGGAAAGACCUGACAAUUACACACUGUCUAUUGCUUUAAAAUCAUGUGCUGCCUUACGGAAGCUUGAGCGAGGGAAAAUGAUUCAUGGAUUUCUCAAGAAGGGGAAGAUAGAUAAUGACAUGUUUGUAGGGUCUGCUCUCAUUGAGUUGUAUUCGAAGUGUGGACAAAUGAAUGAUGCUGUGAAAGUGUUUACGGAGUACCCAAAACCAGAUGUGGUUUUAUGGACUUCAAUAAUUACUGGGUACGAGCAGAGUGGAAGUCCUGAACUUGCACUUUCUUUUUUCUCCCGAAUGGGUGUGUUGGAGCAAGUAAGUCCUGAUCCAGUAACACUUGUUAGUGCCGCUUCUGCCUGUGCUAAGUUAUAUAAUUUUAACCUUGGAAGAAGUGUACAUGGAUUUGUAAUACGAAAGGGUUUUGACACUAGGGUAUGUUUGGUCAAUUCUAUGCUAAAUAUGUACGGAAAAAUCGGUUCCAUCAAGAGUGCAGCCAAUUUGUUCGGCCAAAUGUCGAACAAGGAUAUUAUAUCAUGGAGCUCAAUGGUUGCAUGUUAUGCUGAUAAUGAAGCUGAAACCAAGGCAUUAGAUCUUUUCAACGAAAUGAUAGAGAAGAGAAUGGAACCCAAUAAGGUUACCGUGGUUAGUGCCUUGCGAGCUUGUGCUUCCAGUUCAAAUUUGGAAGAAGGUACGCAUAUUCAUAAAUUAGCAUUCAAUUAUGGUUUUGAGUUGGAUAUCACUGUCUCUACUGCUCUUAUUGACAUGUACAUGAAGUGUUUUUCCCCUGGAAAAGCAAUUGACCUUUUCAACAGAAUGCCCAAGAAGGAUGUAGUUUCUUGGGCUGUUUUAUUUAGUGGCUAUGCUGAAAUUGGAAUGGCACACAAGUCCCUGCAGGUUUUCUGCAACAUGCUAUCUAAUGGGACAAGACCUGAUGCUAUUGCUGUUGUGAAGAUUCUUGCUGCUAGUUCAGAAUUAGGAAUUCUUCAACAAGCUGUAUGUCUUCAUGCUUUUGUGACUAAAAGUGGAUUUGAAAAUAAUGAAUUUAUUGGAGCGUCAUUUAUAGAGUUGUACGCAAAAUGUGGUAGCAUAGGUAAGGCUAACAAGGUUUUCCAAGGAUUGACACAUAAAGAUGUUGUUACCUGGACCUCAAUAAUUUCAGCUUACGGAUUCCAUGGGCAAGGAGAAGAGGCAUUGAAAUUAUUUUACCAGAUGGUUAAUCAUUCAGAUGUUCAGCCUAACGAUGUAACCUUCGUUUCAAUUCUAUCUGCCUGUAGUCAUGCAGGUUUGAUUGAAGAUGGGAUAAAGAUGUUUCAUGUCAUGGUGAAUGAGUACCAAUUGAUGCCCAGUUCUGAACAUUACGGGAUAAUGGUUGAUCUUCUUGGUCGAAUGGGAGAGUUGGAUAAGGCUUUGGACUUGAUUAAUGACAUGCCCACGCAAGCUGGGCAUCAUGUAUGGGGAGCCUUACUUGGUGCAUGUCGUAUACAUCAAAAUAUAAAGAUGGGGGAGCUUGCAGCUCAGAAUCUUUUCCCCUUAGACCCUAAUCAUGCAGGUUAUUAUAUACUCUUGUCAAAUAUAUAUUGCGUGGACAAGAAUUGGCAUGAUGCAGCAAAACUCAGGACACUGAUAAAGGAAAAUAGGUGGAAGAAGAUUGUUGGUCAAAGUAUGGUUGAGAUAAAGAAUCAAGUUCACAGUUUCAAAGCUGGUGAUAGAUUUCUUGGUGAAUCUGACCAGAUAUAUGAAAUGCUGAGACAGUUAGAUGCAAAAAUGAGGGAUGAAGGUUAUGAUCCUCCAGUACUGACAGCGGAAAUACAGUUCUAG